Molecule: messenger RNA, 759 nt
Organism: Colletotrichum graminicola M1.001
Lineage: Eukaryota; Fungi; Ascomycota; Sordariomycetes; Glomerellales; Glomerellaceae
Product: oxidoreductase
Exons: 2
Coding region: 1-759 (252 amino acids)
Biological process (GO): peptidyl-proline hydroxylation to 4-hydroxy-L-proline
Cellular component (GO): endoplasmic reticulum
Molecular function (GO): iron ion binding; L-ascorbic acid binding; procollagen-proline 4-dioxygenase activity
Source: RefSeq, a predicted model, not a curated record
AUGCGGUUGAGCCUAUUUGCAGCAGUUUUCGCCUUUGGAGCCGCUGCAUACGGUUCCAGCAGCGAUGAUGAUCUUGAUGAUUAUGUGUGUGAACAUUCUAAUUACAAGAUUCACUUGUUUUCCCAUUCUCCUCUGGUUAUCUAUAUCAAUGACUUUGUGACACCGUUUGAGAGCCGUCAUCUCCAGAAAAUCACAAACGGCACAUUUGCUCGUUCCAAUGUUAGCUCUCACGAAGGCGAUAUAGUUUCAUCCCAUCGUACGUCGCAUUCGACAACUGUCACGCCAGAUGCGGUAACACAGUGCAUCCAAGAACGUGCCCGGCAAUUCCAGGGCCUAGAUAUGCCGCAAACAUAUCUCGAGCCGAUACAGUUGGUCAAAUACGGGCUGGGUCAGCAGUACCACUCCCACAUGGACUGGUUCCCGGGCGACCUUGGCCAGCACAGAUCGGUGGCCGAAGGGGGAAAUCGUGUAAGCAGCUUUUUCACUUACAUCAAGGCUAGCGAUGAUAUCGUUGGAGGCGGGACAAACUUUCCACGCCUUCGGGCGCCUGCUGGAAAGCAAUGGUGCAAGGUUGUGGCAUGUGACGAACCGUGGGAGGCGGGAGUCACGUUCCGGCCUGUGGAGGGCAAUGCGAUUUUCUGGACAAAUCUGCUCGACGGCGGAGAAGGUGAUGAAAGAGUGUUGCAUGCUGGUCUUCCGGUAGAAAGAGGAGUCAAGCUCGGCAUGAAUAUAUGGACAAGACAAGGGCCAUUUAUGUAG